This is a messenger RNA of Kluyveromyces lactis, 1689 nucleotides long. RefSeq names its product putative GTPase MTG2 (gene MTG2). NCBI's taxonomy places the organism in Eukaryota, Fungi, Ascomycota, Saccharomycetes, Saccharomycetales, Saccharomycetaceae. Gene Ontology annotation, cellular component: mitochondrion. Gene Ontology annotation, molecular function: GTPase activity; GTP binding. Bases 1 to 1689 code for a protein of 562 amino acids. The record is from RefSeq and is a predicted model, not a curated record. The transcript has a single exon.
AUGGAUACCCGUAGAAAGUCAAUAAGAACCGGAGCUAUAGUGAUGUUAGGGCGGCCAAUAUUUAGAAGGAUAUCAAGAGUCAACCGCUGCAGGUUUUUUUCAGAUGUACCAGAUAAUGCACCUGGCGCUAUUGAUAAUGAGAUAUGGCUGCAAGAGCUAGCGAGCAGCCGAUCUAAGCAAAAGGCUCCAACAGCAGCCGUCGAAUCAACUCAGAACUUGUCAAUAAAGGAAGAGAAGAAGACUUCUGUUCAACCAAUGAAGGGAUUAAGGAAUAAGAUUACAUUCAAUAUUAUAUCGACGCCGCCAGAUACGCAAUACAUCGAAAUCAAAUCGCCAUUGUCAAACUUCACCAAGCUAUCAUACCUACAAAAGAAUAAGAACAUACGAGUUCAACAGUCGAACUUUGUUGACUUGAGAAUCAUCAAGUGUGCUUCAGGUAAUGGCGGUGACGGAUGUAUUUCGUUUUUUAGAGAUAGAGGGCGCGCCAUUGGUCCUCCAGAUGGAGGAGACGGGGGCGGUGGUGGGUCUGUGUACGUUCAGGCCAUAGAAGGAAUUAACAGUCUCUCAAAACUUCAGACUACAUAUAUCGCAGAUAAUGGUUCUAAUGGUACUUCUGCUCAGGCAGAUGGAUCGAAAGGUAAAGAUGUAAUGAUUACAGUUCCGGUCGGGACGGUGGUAACAUGGUGCUUGGAUCCCAAAGUUGUGAGAGAGCAUGUAGACCAGAAAAUUAAAGAACAGGGAGGAGGAUCAUUGAGAACCAUAUUGGACACUUCCAAUAUCAUCUUGAAUUGUACAGGCAGAUUUUACAUGGAUCAGAAACCAAACCGUAUUCAAAUGUUCAGAGAAUCUUACGAACCUGGAAAAGGUUGGAUCUUUAAGGGUAAAGAUGAAGAAUAUCAUUUAUCAAAAGACUGGUUUCAAGACCUUUCCAAAAAUGUAACAGAAUAUGAUCAUAACUUACUACAAACGGAGCUUGAAUCUGAUAGAUUCCCAUUAUAUGGAUUGGAUUUGAGUAAACCAACUGAGAAACCAAUCUGUUUGCUAAAGGGUGGUAAAGGGGGUCUAGGUAAUAUGCAUUUCUUAACCAGCUUGAUCAGAAACCCAAGAUUUUGUAAAGAGGGUAGGAGUGGACUUCAACAACAUUUUAUGUUUGAAUUGAAAAGUAUUGCUGAUCUGGGACUUGUUGGACUACCAAAUGCCGGGAAAUCUACUAUUUUAAACCAGAUUUCUAAUGCUACUCCUAGAGUAGGCCAUUGGGAAUUCACUACGUUACACCCAACGAUUGGAACAAUCUCACUUGGGAUUGACAAACCGAAGUUCACAGUUGCAGAUAUUCCGGGAAUUAUUAAAGAUGCCUCUCAGGACAAGGGAAUGGGUCUUGAAUUUUUAAGACACAUUGAACGUUCCAAAGGUUGGGUUUUCGUGAUCAGUCUUGAAAAGGAUGAUCCAUCUCAAGAUUUACAAAUACUUAUUGAAGAAGUGGGUGGCAAAGAGGUUGUAUCAUUGAAGAAUAUUCUAGUGGUUUGUAAUAAAGCUGAUAUCGAUGAGAAAUCUACAUUUAAGAAGUAUCAGAAAAUCCAAGCCCAAUGCCAAGAAAACAACUGGGAUGUCGUACCAAUAAGUGCUCUCAAAGGAGAAAAUAUUGAUGUACUCCUGCAUAAAAUGGCACAAUGUGCUGGUAAACUGUAG